Molecule: messenger RNA, 486 nt
Organism: Amphibalanus amphitrite
Lineage: Eukaryota; Metazoa; Arthropoda; Thecostraca; Balanomorpha; Balanidae
Exons: 2
Coding region: 1-486 (161 amino acids)
Molecular function (GO): RNA-DNA hybrid ribonuclease activity; nucleic acid binding
Source: RefSeq, a predicted model, not a curated record
AUGGUCGCCCUCCAGACCGCUCUCUCGUUCCUACUGGAGAACCCUCUUCACGCCGAUGACCCCGUGAUAAUCUGCACGGACUCACAGUCCGCCCUCGCCGCACUCCGAGAGGGCCCGGCCGCCCAGCACUCCCCGCUGGGAGGGGCCAUCUGGAGAGCCCUCCGGGGCCUGACGGCGGGAGACCGGCAGGUCCACCUGCAAUGGGUGCCCUCGCACUGCGGACUGGAGGGGAAUGAGAGAGCGGACUCGAUCGCCAAGGAGGCCAGCAAUCUCGCCCAGGACCAAGCCCCCAUCGACGUCCAGACGGCCCACCGGGCCGCCGCCAGACAUGUCCUCCUGCGCUGCCCGGCCCUGAUGGCCACCCGACACCGACUGCUGGGAUCCAUCAACCCCGACCUGGAAGAGGUGCGGAGCGGCGCCAUCGUGGCGGCCCUGGGGGCCGCCCACAGGUCCCUACAGAGCCUGACGGCUACGUCUCAGCUGUGA